Molecule: messenger RNA, 578 nt
Organism: Pieris brassicae (large cabbage white)
Lineage: Eukaryota; Metazoa; Arthropoda; Insecta; Lepidoptera; Pieridae
Product: NADH dehydrogenase [ubiquinone] 1 beta subcomplex subunit 9-like
Exons: 3
Coding region: 39-458 (139 amino acids)
Biological process (GO): mitochondrial electron transport, NADH to ubiquinone
Source: RefSeq, a predicted model, not a curated record
CUUAGUUUUAAUUAAACCAAUAAACAACAUUCAAAAAUAUGAGUUUCGCGCCCGAGUUACGAACUCAUGCACAAAAAGUAUGUACCCUUUAUAAGAAGUGUAUGCGAACUAUUGAAGGUUAUUACAUAGCUAGGUUCGUAGUUCGAUAUCACCAAGUGCAACUGAGGAAACAGUUUGAUGAUAAUAAAUGUGUCAGUGAUCCAAAGGAACAGCGUCGUUUGUUACGAGUUGGAGAACGCGAGCAUUGGCUAAAAAAUAAUCCUCGUCCUUUGGCUAAAUUUCCGAGAUCGAUUGGGAUUGCCGGCGGCGUUGCUUACGCCCGCGUUGUGACUCCUCCAGACUGGGUUCUUGAUUAUUGGCACCCACUGGAGAAGGCGCAGUAUCCAGAAUACUUUGCUAGACGUGAGUGCAGGAAGAACGAGUAUAUCGAUAAAUGGAAGAAGGGAACUUUGAUGUAGUUUAAAACAUGUGGUUGCUUUAUUUUUUUAUCUAAUUCGUUAAUAUUGAUUACCUUACUGGCUAUUUAUUUAAUUCAAAUUAAUAUUGUACAAUUGUCUUUCUCACCCACAAAAUAUUUG